AUGUCUGUAUUUAUCGUAAAUAUAAACCUUAAGCGCUCAUCAGUUUUAGUGGAGGAACUUGCUACCAUGCUUUGUGCCCGAACCUCCCACAAGAUAAAAGGGAUUCCGAAGAGGGGAUUCCCAUGCCUCGUACUCAAAUGUGGCUAUGUAGAGGACCUCGCUGACGAACUUACAAUGCUCAGCCUACCACGUACACAACAACAUGUACAAUCAAAACUCGUACGCAUAUAUGGCCGUUCUGUGGAUGCCACAGUAGAACUCAGCGUAGAUUCACCUAAUAUAUUAGAUUCACCUGAGUUAAGGAACGGUCAUCCGUACAUCCGCCAACAGUUGCACUUACGCCAAGAACAUGUACAAUCAAAAUUCUUACGUGUAUAUGGCCGUUCUGUGGAUGCCACAGUAGAACUUAGCGUGGAUUCACCUGAGUUAAGGAACGGUCAUCCGUACAUCCGCCAACAGUUGCAUCUGACGCCCGAGAACAUCUAUGCUACCCGUUCAAACUUCCCACAAGAUAAAGGAAGAUGGUCUCUUCAACAUUCUUUAACGGAUCGUCUGUCAUCUCUUGCCAUCACUCUCACUGAUAGGAUAGCAGCCAUGACGAACUUACAAUGCUCAACCUACCACCGAACGGCCAUCCGUGCAAUACUGGCGCACUUGGACGAGAUAAACCUUGUGUUCACCACUGGACGAGCUACUCGCAAGAAUUGCUCGUCCGCAAAACGAAUUCGUCCUUUAUCGAAAGGACAUACAGACGGAUUGUCCGCAUAUAAGUCAAAGACAACAGACGAACUACGAAUUCUCGACGACAUUGAAGAAUUCCUGGAAUUGCGGACGCGAGGUGGAGAGACGAUUCUGAACCGAGAAUGGAAGCAUAGCAGAAUUAAAGCCGGCCUGGUUGACAAGAAGGCAGGAUUUCUUAAUAGCAAGGAAUAUAGGACAAGCAUUUCUCAUGACUCUGGAGAACUUAUAAAACACCCUGAUUUCUACUGGUUAUUAAUAUGCCGUAACUUAGUUAAGCAAUAUCGACCUCACUCUGGGACCGAAGUGAUGUUUGAAUAG
Paraglomus brasilianum is the source of this 1059-nucleotide messenger RNA. NCBI's taxonomy places the organism in Eukaryota, Fungi, Glomeromycota, Glomeromycetes, Paraglomerales, Paraglomeraceae. The record is from the annotation of a GenBank genome assembly.